Messenger RNA from Labrus bergylta (ballan wrasse), 3433 nucleotides. RefSeq names its product G-protein coupled receptor 26-like. The record is from RefSeq and is a predicted model, not a curated record. Gene Ontology annotation, cellular component: membrane. Gene Ontology annotation, molecular function: G protein-coupled receptor activity. Lineage: Eukaryota; Metazoa; Chordata; Actinopteri; Labriformes; Labridae. Gene Ontology annotation, biological process: adenylate cyclase-activating G protein-coupled receptor signaling pathway.
UUGACAACUUGAAUUAUUUUAAUAUCCUCUUCAAAGCUGACAGCAUGUCAGCGCGCAAUUGCGCAGCCAGGAAAGCCUGAGCGGAGACCUACUGGGCUGCUUGAAAACUACCGCAGCGCGUCACCAGAAGAAACCUCCUGUUGUCACUACAUUCCCAUGAAACGGAAUCCCAAAUGUACGCAUGCUUAUCUGGGGAAGGUUCUCUCUAUGAUUUCGCUUUGACCUAAUCGAGGACGCCGUUGGAGCUAGGUUCAUGGAAAACAUUUGAUUCUAGGAGAAAGUGUGCGUUGCAGUAUAUGGGAAUGUACUGGCUGCAACUCACGAUGACAGUUUGCAUCAGGACUGCGGAUGCACUCGUCAAAAGUGUGGAUAUUUAAGACGGGGCACCAUGGACGCAGCAGACGUAGCCGCUUCCGUGUUGGUUUUGGGAAUUAUAAUCGUGUCGCUGCUGUCCAACGUUGUGGUGCUGAUCUGCUUUCUGUACAACCCGGAGAUCCGCAAACAGGUACCCGGUCUUUUCAUCCUCAACUUGACAUUUUGCAACUUGUUGCUAAGCGUGUCCAACAUGCCUCUAACUCUCGUCGGGCUCAUCACCACGGGCCACCCUGGAGGCAGCGUCUUUUGUCAGAUAGUGGGAUUCCUCGACACUUUUCUCACCACAAACUCAAUGCUCAGCAUGGCAGCUCUCAGCAUCGAUAGGUGGGUGGCGGUGGUGUUCCCGCUGAGCUACCACUCCAGGAUCCGGCACCGGGAUGCAGUGAUCGCGCUCGGAUACACGUGGAUACACUCUCUUUGCUUCUCAGUGGUGGCCACCUGCCGCUCCUGGGUCGGGUACCACCACCUUUACGCAUCGUGCACCCUCUGCAAUGUGAGGGCGAAGGGAGCAGGGAUGCAGUUUAUCCUUUUCACCGUGGCUCUGCACUCUCUCACUUUCCUCCUCACGCUCAUCGUGUUGUGUGUAACCUAUCUUAAAGUGUUGAAAGUUGCGAGGUUUCACUGUAAACGCAUCGACGUGAUCACGAUGCAGACGUUGGUGCUGCUUGUGGAUAUUCACCCCAGUGUGCGGCAGAAAUGCUUGGAUGAACAGAAGCGGAGGAGGCUGAGGGCCACCAAGAAGAUCAGCACGUUCAUCGGCACAUUUGUGGUGUGCUUCAGCCCUUAUGUCAUUACAAGAAUCGUCGAGCUCUUUGCUCCAGGGCCCAUAAGCCCUCACUGGUGCGUGCUGUCCAAAUGCUUGGCCUACAGCAAGGCAGCAAGCGACCCAUUUGUCUACUCGCUGCUCCGUCACCAGUACAGGAAGACGUGCAGCCUGCUGGCUAACAAAGUCCUCAAGAGGAGUCAGCUCAACUCAUCCUCCCUCAGGAUUGAGAGCAAUGCAGGGAGGAGCAGCAACAACGCAAACACAACCAACAACAUCCAACCGCCCACCAACAAGCCAGCCGGACAGUGAAGGAUGCUUUAAGAGACAAUCAGGGUAAUUUCUCUGCUGAAAGUUCUGAUUUUACAUCUGACGCUCAUGAGAAAAGGGGUGUGCUAUACGUAAACUCUGUUUGAUGGCGUUACAUCAGGGUGAACAAGCCUAAUUGUUGAAGGACAAGACUGGCAAUAUCCUGUAUUUUUUUUACUGUAAAAACAAAAACCAUGAAAGACCAAAACCAAAAUCCUAACAUAUUCCCUUCCUGCCCGUGGUACUCAUGCCCAAGAAUAGCUGAUCCUACUGUGGGGACAUAAAAGAACAAAUAUCAACACUCAUUAAAAAUAGGUAAAAAAAAAUGUUAUAACAGCUGGGUACUGUAGUUUAUUUACAAACGUUUCUUACAAAGUAGAAUAGGUGAAUUUUUCAGCUGCAGAUCUGGUACAUCAGGGUUCAUGGGAUUAGCUUAAAAAAACAUGGCCAUGUUCAUAGUGAUAAAGGAACAUGUCACCCAGUCAAACAGUGUGUGACUUAUAGAUGUCAUUUUCAUCUUUUGCGAUGAACACUGAGGAAUAUCAUACAUUCAGUUGUAUACAUUCAAUGAGGGAUAGACUAUCAACAGCCUUAUUUUAAAUUGAAUUGUAUAGGUUUUGUGUGUAUUUUGAAGUAUGCUACAGUUUUUUUAUCUGUAAAGACAGAUAUGCUCUAAUGAAGGUUUUUGUAGCAGACUGGUUCGGUUCAAUUUGGUUCAAUUGUUUCAUCAGUGUCUGAAAUUCCAAUGAAGACUAAAACAAUGUAUUAAAACAAUGUAAUAAAACAAACCCCUGCUCCAAAAAUGAGAACCCAGGAGCCUUUCAUGACGACACUCUCUGCACCGAAUAUGCGACCACACAGGUCGGCUGUGCAUUGAUUUAUUAUGACCCCUAAUUUAGAGUUACAUGCCAUUUUAUGUGGGCCAUAAUAGUUAAGACGUGAGAAAAAAUCCAAAGUAAUUGGGUUUAGCUUGUAUAGCGUUUUUCUAGUCUACUACUAGACUACUCCAGCCCUUUUUGCACCACAGAUCACACUUACCCACAGAUCACACUUACCCAUUAACACCACAUUCACACACUGAAGGCAGAGGCUGCUGUGGAAGUCAGGUGACAUUUAAAAGUGAUACAGUGAUAAAGUCCAUCAGAUUUAGCGGUCAGAGGAAUGGAAGUGUAAUCAAACACAAGAUUUACACCCAAGGGUCCAGUUACAUGUCUUUUUUCUGUGUGACAGUUUUCCAAAAACUUGCCUAACAAAAUGUAAGGUAGACUGGACUCUCUUUAUAUUUGUACAGUGCAUCCCGAUAGACAGACACUAAUUAAGCACUAUUUUGUUUUCACUGAGACUCUGCAGGGUUAUUUUUCAAUAACUGCCAAGAAUUUAAGUUGUGCCACUAAACCAUUCACUGAAAUGUCCCACCAGAACCAAACAGUUAUAAUUCUAUAUCAAUAUUCAAUCAUAACUUCUGACCUCAAUAUUAAUGUGUUGGCCUUUAAAAAACAGUAUAAGUGUUAUGUAGGGAAAUAAAUGAUUUGGAUAGUCAUAUUGUAUCAAGAGAAGUGCACUGCACUGAUGUUGUAGCUAUGAGGCCAGAGUUCUUAAGUGCCUUUUACACUUUGAGCUCUCUGAUUCAAUCAACACUCAUCAGAGGAAACGACUGACAUCAUGUUCAUUUCUUGGUAAUCUGUGUUGUGGUUGAGCGUGACGAUAGAGCCUUUUCAUGCAGUGAGGUAAAACUUAGGAGUAGUGUUUAUUGUGUGAUAUCACAGAGUAUUGUUGCAUAGGGAAAAACAGGUUGAACUAUAAUUUGAAUGUGGUAGCAACUGUCUAUGAUGUGUUGUUAACACUCCAGGCCAUGUGAGCACGGCUGUGUGUUUUAUGGGUUGUACAACUUAUUCAUUUGGAAAUCUUUUCUAUUUACUUUAUUGUGAAAGUAUGCAGCCUUUAAAAGGCAUACAAAGUAUUUAUUUUUGUCAGAACUGUAUUUGA